AUGUCGCGCAUUCAGAUCCCACUCGAGGCCAUCACCUCUCGCAUCAAUUUUGGUGAGCGGUUCUCCGGCUUUGGUUCGGGUCCUCUCACCAGCCGGUUUAACAACCUGCGCCCUGUUGGCGAGUUCCUCGACUUCAAGCGCCUAACCAAGCCUGCCAACUUCUCCGAAGCCCAGUCGCGUGUCAACUACAACCUGAGCCACUUCUCGAGCAACUAUGCCGUCGUCUUUGCGAUGCUGAGCAUCUAUGCUCUUAUCUCCAACCCUCUGCUGCUUUUUGUCAUCAUCCUGAGCGUCGCUGGCAUGUACCUGAUCGGCAUGCUCGACGGUCGAGAUCUUAUCAUUGGCAGCUUCAAGGCCACCUCUUCCCAGCUCUACACGGGUCUGCUGAUUGUCACCGUUCCUCUCGGUCUGAUCGCAUCGCCUAUCACAACAGUGCUGUGGCUCAUUGGUGCUUCUGGCGUGACCAUUCUCGCUCCCGAAUUCGCGCCCCAAUGGGGAAGACCAUCGAGGCGCAGUCGGAGGAGAACGGACGGGGACGCUGCGUCGCACGGACUCUGGGGAGGUGACUCCAGAGUGCGUGAACUAGGUUCGGACGAGGACGAUGACACGGAUUCUCAGGGCGUAGGUCUCACAAGACGCGGCACGCGUUUUGUGAGUGACUCUUUGAAAUUUACGGGGACAGACUUGGGGGAUAGACGGAGUGGACUUUCACGGCGGAUUCCACAAGGUGAUGACGACGAUACGGAAAGCGAGGAAGAUGACGAAGACGACUACGAUCUGGCUCUGCUGACUCCCGAACAAAAGGAGGAGGCUCUGGUGCAGACGGCUAUGGCACGAAUUGAAAGAGCUCAGGCCCGGGGCAGAUCGGACGUAAGCUUGACAAAGGACGAGCUUGCUGCUCUGGAGCGACGGAAGCAGAGAAUGGAGGAGGAAGCCAACAAAAGGAAGCGCAAGAAGAGCAGAAAACAACAGCGUGUGGCAAUCCCUCUGACGAAUCUGGAGCCGGUGUCGCGCAAGAAGAAGUCGCCGCCAGUGGCUUUGGAGGGAUCACCGCACGAUAUGCUAGAGGCCUCGGAUAGACAAGGGUACCCACCUGUUGGGUACUUUCCACCGCCUUCCGGGCGCUCUCGGCCAAGAUCUGGAACCACGCUCUCAUCACGGCCUCCCAGUCGAGCGCACGAUGAUCGACCGGACUCGCCUUUCCAGUACGAAUACGUCCAGCGUCCCUCCUCCUCAGUCGGACGGCACGUGUCGGACGUGAUGCCUCGACCACUUUCCUCGCGGGGUCAUCAGUACGAUAAUGGAUCAUCCACAUCUCUCAAUUCGGCCAGUCGCAAUCAGCUUGACCCUUUCAUGUUCCAAACUGCAGGACCGCGUGCGCCCUACCCUGGUGGCGCUGCGGCUGCUUCGAGGAGACAUGUCUCGGGGCCAGCGGAUGGGCUGUACAUGUCUCGGCGUGACGAGGGAAGGUCCAGUCGCAAUAGCCUUAGGUCGGUCUACGGCGAGAGUAGCGAGGAGAGUGAGCCUAGCGAGAGCGCCAGCGACGAGCUCAACAACGGAGCGCGUAUUCGGGAGCCAGCGCGAGGGGGCAGAUCGGAGAUCGUGGUGCAGCCUGACCCGGAGCCAGAAGUGGCGCCCAAGAAGAAGUCGUCAGAGUCGUCCAAGCGCAAGCCUGUGCCGAGUUCAAGUUCAGGAAGAGGGGGGAGGAGGAAAAAGAAGUAA
Messenger RNA from Emericellopsis atlantica, 1722 nucleotides. RefSeq names its product putative COPII vesicles protein Yip3. Bases 1 to 1722 code for a protein of 573 amino acids. Gene Ontology annotation, cellular component: Golgi apparatus. The transcript has 2 exons. The record is from RefSeq and is a predicted model, not a curated record. NCBI's taxonomy places the organism in Eukaryota, Fungi, Ascomycota, Sordariomycetes, Hypocreales, Bionectriaceae.